ACUCCUCAGGAAGACCAGCAGAGUCAACUAACCUGGACCCUUGGUAGCUCCCGGCGACUGAAUCAUUAAGCAAAGGGACAAUAUCUCAUUCUGCUCUGAAAAUAGAACCAUGGCAUUAAUGUUAGUGCUGUUGUUCCUGGCUGCUGUAUUGCCCCCAUCUCUUCUUCAAGAUACCACUGAUGAAUGGGAUAGAGAUCUUGAGAAUUUGUCAACCACUAAACUGUCAGUCCAAGAAGAGAUCAUAAACAAGCACAACCAAUUGAGACGAACGGUUUCUCCGUCUGGUAGUGACUUACUAAGAGUGGAAUGGGACCAUGAUGCUUAUGUGAACGCUCAGAAAUGGGCAAACAGGUGCAUUUACAAUCACAGUCCUCUACAACACAGGACAACCACAUUAAAAUGUGGUGAGAAUUUGUUCAUGGCAAAUUACCCUGCAUCGUGGUCUUCUGUAAUCCAAGAUUGGUAUGAUGAAUCCCUUGAUUUUGUCUUUGGUUUCGGCCCAAAAAAAGUUGGUGUUAAAGUCGGACACUAUACUCAGGUUGUUUGGAAUUCAACUUUCCUGGUUGCAUGUGGAGUUGCUGAAUGCCCUGACCAACCAUUGAAAUACUUUUAUGUUUGUCACUAUUGUCCUGGUGGCAAUUACGUAGGAAGACUAUACUCACCUUACACAGAAGGAGAACCUUGUGACAGUUGUCCUGGUAAUUGUGAAGAUGGGCUGUGCACCAAUAGUUGUGAAUAUGAAGAUAAUUAUUCUAACUGUGGCGAUCUGAAGAAGAUGGUGAGCUGCGACGAUCCACUUCUUAAAGAAGGUUGCAGAGCUUCAUGCUUCUGUGAAGACAAAAUUCAUUAAAUUUCCAGUCCACAUAAUCAGGUCCAUGUAGAAAAGGAAAAUACCCUCUACUUAGUCUUACCAUGUCCCACCAAAAAUAUGUAGGUUUAGUACACUGAAAUAAUUCCAAAUGGUAAAGAUUCUGUUUCUUCUCCUAUUUCUCUCUAUUUUGCAUUAGUCAUUUACCCCAAAAUAUUUUAAAAUAACAAAAUCAAUACCACCUUUGGAACUGGCCAUAUGAAAUCUGUGACACAUUUAUGGAAUCAAAUCUAGCCCACGAUUAUAUAUUAUUUGUCUGUAUGACUUAAGUCACUAAAUCUCUGGCUUGAAAAUAUGAAUCAUGUUCCCAGAGCACAAUGAAGUAAGAGAACAGAUAGCAUAUAGUCCCUCUGUAUUGGCCAAUCACCUUUUAUUUAGUUCUACCUCCAUUUUUAGCUAAUUAUCUCCAGAGAAACAUUUACAUUAAUUGUCUUCUAUUUCUUCUCACCAUUCAUUAUUCUUCACAUUCAUCAGAAUUAGUGGUUUAAAUUCUAAACUACCAUUUAUGUUUUGUUGUUGGGUCUUUAAGAAUGAUAUUAAAAUGUAACUUAAUAAACAGAAUUUGCUUGUUCAGGGGUAAUGACCUUGGUUGCUUCAGAAAAAAAAUAAAUCUUAAUCUCAGCAUAUU
This is a messenger RNA of Rattus norvegicus (Norway rat), 1496 nucleotides long. RefSeq names its product cysteine-rich secretory protein 3 (gene Crisp3). Gene Ontology annotation, cellular component: extracellular region. NCBI's taxonomy places the organism in Eukaryota, Metazoa, Chordata, Mammalia, Rodentia, Muridae. The record is from RefSeq and is marked validated.